Messenger RNA from Siniperca chuatsi (mandarin fish), 922 nucleotides. It is a transcript of the gene scpp7, whose product is annotated as secretory calcium-binding phosphoprotein 7. The transcript is spliced from 9 exons. NCBI's taxonomy places the organism in Eukaryota, Metazoa, Chordata, Actinopteri, Centrarchiformes, Sinipercidae. Bases 116 to 559 code for a protein of 147 amino acids. The record is from RefSeq and is a predicted model, not a curated record.
UCGUCCUUUGUUCUGUCAGCAAAUAAAUAGGAGUAAAUCUCUCUCCAGUGCUCACACCCCUCCUCAACAAUCCUUCAGUGCUCCUGUGCUGCCAGAAAGGAAAGCUUCAUUCAACAUGAAAUUCAUCCUGCUUGCUGCCUGCAUCCUUGGGAUGUCUCUCUGUGCCCCUCCUCAGAUGUUCAUGGAGUUUGACAUCCAUCAUGCUCCGGCUCAGGCAGCCCAGGCUAUUCCUGCUGGAGCCCCAGUUGGAACUCUGGAAGUUCUGCUCCCGGUUGAUGCUCAGAGUCAGCCUGUUGGAGGACCUGUCCGUGGCUUCAUCAAGCAGGAGAUCCCUCAGCCAAACGGUAGAGAGACCAAAGAGGUGUUCUACCCCUUCGGUUUCGACCUGCCAGAUCCUGCCGCUGCUGCCCCUGUUGCUCCUGCUGAUCCUGUUGCUCCUGCAGCUCCAGCUGCUCCUGCUGCUCCUGCUGCUCCGGCUGCCCCUGUUGUACCUAUUAUUGCUGCUAGUGCCCCUGCUGCCAUACCCAGCGGAGACGAUGAUGAUGAUGACGAUGACUAAAAAAUCAGAGUCAGCAGGAUGUGCACACAUUUGUGCAUGAACAGGUGACUAAUGCAUUUAGACCAGCAGCCUACCCCGGUGAAACAUGACCAGCCAACACUGUUGCUCCUAAAGUAUGAAAAAUAUGGUGCUAUGCCUUUGAAAAGAAGAUGGUGCUGUGAAUUUUUAGGGAAAAAAAUGGCGCUCUGCAGAUUGUGCUACAUAUGCUUUUCUAUGAAAUAACAAGAAAAAAGUGCUGUCUCUUAAUAAAAAAUCAUGCUAUGCAAUGAAAUAUGAGUGUCUUUGGAGUCACUACAUGUUGUUGUUUCCUAAAUCAAAUUUGCUAUAACUAUGCUUCAUAAUGAAUAAAAAGAACUAAUCCAU